AUGCCCUAUGAGUGUGCAACAUCCUCUGAGUGUGCAAAGCCACGCCGCAUGUACAGUUCCUCUGUGUGCCUCCUCAGUCCGUUUGUACAGAGCCCUUGCGCCUGGCCGUAUGCCUUUGAGUGUGCCAAGUACCCUGGGAACGUGGAAAGCAGAUGGCAGCGCUGCUGCCCUUCCCCCGCCUCCUAUAUCUCCUGGUCCCCUGCCUCCCUGCCCCACUCUUCCGGGCGCCCCAUGGCUCUGCAAGACUUGCUGCGCUGCCGGCUCCGCUCCCCGCCACCCCCGUGGCCCCUGCCACCCCCCUGCCCGGCACCUGCCAGCACCCCCUGCCCCUUGCCCCACGGCACUACCACGCUGGCCUUCCGGCUGGCCCAGGGCGUGGUGGCAGCAGCCGACACCCGCUCGUCCUGCAGCACCUACGUGGCCUGCCCAGCCUCCCCAAGGUGCUUGGCCGUCCACGCCCGGCUGCUGGCCACCACCUCAGGGACCUCGGCCGACUGCGCCGCUUGGCUGCGAGCCCUGCGCUGCCAGCUGCCCUGCCGGCGCAAGGAGCACGGGCGGGAGCCGAGUGUGGCCGAGGCGGCGGCGCUGUGGCGGGUGCGGCUGCGGGCACGCGGGGGCGCGGCUGUGCGUGGCUGUGCGCUCUGCGGCUGGGACCGCGCGCCUGGCCUCUGGUAUGUCUACAGUGACGGCACCCGCCUGCCCCUGGACGUGUGGCCGUGGGCUCGGGCUCGCCCUACGGCCUAUGGGCUGCUGGAUGGGGCCUACUGCCCCGACAUGCCGCCUGCCGCCGCCUACCCCUGGCCGCUGCGCCGUGGCCAUGCCACCCACCGCGACGCCUACUCCGGGGGCUGCGUUGACGUCUUCCACGUGCGCCGGAGCGGCGGCCCGCCCCCUCCCUCGCCUGCCCACCUUCCUGUUGUCCGGGCCCCACUCCUCCAGCCUGCGCCUCCUUUCCCCAUCCUCCGCUGCUUCUUCUGCCCCUCAUCGCCCACUCCGCCCGCUCGCUCCCAGUCCCUCUCCAGCCUGCGCCCUUCCUGUGUCGCCCCACCUCGCAGCCGGCUUCCUACGUCGCCCGCCGGGGAUCCGAUGUUCACGGGGCCCCAUUAG
Molecule: messenger RNA, 1107 nt
Organism: Chelonoidis abingdonii (Abingdon island giant tortoise)
Lineage: Eukaryota; Metazoa; Chordata; Testudines; Testudinidae
Source: RefSeq, a predicted model, not a curated record